AACUAGCGUUAUUGUGGGUUCUAGAUCGACAACACAAUCGAUACUACUCGUAGAUGGCGCGAAUGCUGGGCAAAAAGACGACGAAGUUGCUACCAAACCAGAACCUAUCUCUGAAGCGAUUAAAAACAGCAGACCCGAAAGCGGAAGCGUUUCAGAAGAAAGCAAGUGGGAAAUGAUCUCUCAGUCCGCAGCUCAGCAAACGGGUGGUGACAAAGUAGAAAUAAAAAGUAAGGUGAACGACUCCUCGGUAAGUGAGCUGCUAUCCAGCGAUGUUGCAGCAGUUUCUGAAACGGGAAUUCGAAACGAAACCAUUACUGAUACUGACACCCUCAGUCUUGAAACUACAGAUACUACAGCAGAAAGCACUGAUACCGAUGUAGAACACUUCGUGACGCCUCAAGAAAGCGAUUACGAGACGCCGCUAUCCGAAAUUGAAGGUGCUAUCGCUACGUCAGCAGACGCACCACCUUCCGAUGUUCUAACAACAGCGUAUGACGUAAGUGCUUCAGAGGUGGCGACAGAACACAAGGAGAUUGUAACUACAAGUGUGCACGUCGUAGGUACCAGUGAAGAGGGUGCAACCACAGGUCCUGUCCCAACUGGAGACAGUGAUAAACUUGACGACGAGGCAUCAUCAGAACAAGAAGAGAGCGCAGAUACUGCUGCCGUGCAAGAAAACGUCGCCGGACAAGAAAAUAUCAGCGAUGAGCUUUUGUCAGAUGGCUCUGCUUCUGGUGCCUCUGUGCAAGUCCAUAGUGCUCCAGAAACGGCUAAGCCCGAGGAAGAAGCAACUAUGGCUUCUGACUCAGUUUCCAGCUAUACAGUCACUCCGGAAGAAGAUUCUGAUAGCACAGCGGACGUGAAGGAUAUCGCGGCAGAGAGCAGCGAUGAGUCUGGGACCACUCCUGGGCCAGAAGCGUCCAAUGCGGCGCCAGAAUUGAACGCCGACAAAACAAAGAACAAACCGCCCGUAACUAUUGUCAAAGGUCCAGAGCAGGACACGAUUACCAUGGAGAUGGAGACAACGUACUCGUCCGGCUUAAAGGAUGAAUCAAUGUCUGGGAUCCCUGUUGACACAGAUGACUUAAUCGUUUCGAAAAUAGAUUCCGGCGCCACCUCUGACUCUCAAAACGAUGAUCUGUUGCAAGAUCCGGCCACAGAGUCUCAAAAACUGCAAGGGGCUCCUGCUUCGCCUAUAUCAGCGAUGGGAGACGAUUUUAAUAAUAAAGUAGGCCCAACAGCAGAGACCUUGCCGUCAGACGACCUCGGAACAGGCGGUUCUGAAUCUGUCGGCGCGACCAAAAUAAGUGUCGUCACUGCUACGUCUUCAUCGUUAGAGAGUAUCAAGGACAGUGCUACAGUGUCACAGGAACAGAGAAUUCCUGGCGAAGGCCUUGGUACUGGAGAAACUUCUGUGCACGUUCUCUCACAACAAGUAGCUGAAAAAUCACCAGAAUUUUCGUUGCAAAAAUUAGACGAGAAACCACUGGUGACCAGCAGUGGCAACAGUAGCAUCUCCCCGUUGAACAGGGACAAAGACGACGCUUCACCAUCAAAUGAUGAGGAUGGCAGCCAGGUUUCGUCGUCUGAGGAUGUAGUAAGCAUUACCACGAUUAUCAGUGACUCAAAAACGAGUCCUCCGCCCACUGGUAGUAGCACUGAAAGUGGCGAAUUUACCAUCACUCCACUUCUUGCAAAUAUAGCAACAGAAAUGAAAGAAGAUCGAGAAACAACAACUCCUUCAAAAGAACUUGGUAGUAGUACUGUCAGAAUCACCGCUACAUCUGACAGUUUGAUGAGCACAUCACAACCAUCAGGAACAAUUCUAGAAACUGCACAGUCCCUUAAGGUAGUGGCAACUGAUAACACAGCUGUUAACGCUGAAACUAAUUUAUCUCAGCAAGCUGAUGAUAACGAUUCGCUGAAGGAUGGAAAUUUGUAUACAGACACGGAAGAAAUUAAACUGGCAAUAAAGAAUCCCUCGAUGAUGUCUGUAACAGAAGAGCUAGCUACUGCCAGAAUACCUGACGAUUCAUUGAGUAGCUCCACUCCUGGCAGAAUCAGUGCCACGACGGCUAACGAUUCUGGUGUAUAUUUGUCAGAAUUCACCACGGAAAGUCAAGAGCAAGACACCGUUAAGAAUACAAAACUCGAACCCACAGGAGGUCCAAGCUCUGCUGAGGCGACGGCAACACCUGCUGCAAUGGCCGGAUCGAGUGGCCUUCCUGAAGAAGGCAGUGCUGCCACGUUCUCCGACAGCGUUACAUUCAAAGACCAACUCGCGCCUGAUUUAAGUAAUGCAAAUAAUCAGGAGACACUAGGAAUGAAUGAAGCAGUAAGUGCAGACACGGUUACCAUUCCUAACACAUCUGCUCAGAACUUAGAUGAGAAGACUCCAGAUGAGACUAUUUCAGCCGAUACAGGAACAGGCGAGCUACAAGCGUCUUCAUCAAGCGACAAUCUUCCUGGGGCUGUUCUCGAAAACGACGCCAGUGAUGCCCAGGAAAAAGACGAUAUACCAGAGAAUACGACUCCAAUGUUAGAGAGCGCAGAAUCUUCGCUGAACAAAGAGUCGGUUGCUCAGAAAACUGGCCUAGUCGAUAUUGCAUCGACAGAAUCAACUUCUACUCUAUUUGACAAGGAACCUCAGAUGGUAUUAACCGACAGCUCGUCUGCAUCGGAGGCUCUCCACAGCAGUGAAACCUCCCUCAGUUCCGACAUCAAAUCAACUUCCGACUCAGCAACGGACUCUCAGUCCGAGGAGCAGCAUGCUGCUGAGAAAGAUUCUACUGUAAAGAUAUCGCAGGAGGAGGGCGAAGACUAUUCAGGUCAUUCAGUAGAAAAAAUAGCUGCGAAGUUGUCUGACGAGGCCUCGCCUGGAGUAAGUGCCUCGGGAAUUUCUGUUGUAAAGGGCGAUAAGUUAGGGGAAGGUCAAAGCAGCCUUGCAGCAUCAAGCCAAGGCGACCUGCCGUCGCAGUCUCCAGGUGGAAGUGCCCCAGAUUCGACUGAGGCGGAUGUGAAGGACACAGCCACAGACGGCGAAGAGCCUAUAUUCAUAAAAAUAAAUCCUCCGCUUGCCGUAAACGGUGAUGCUGGUGAACAUGCAUCUUCAGAAAUCAAGAAAUCGAAAAUUCCUGUCCAGUAUCAUUCAGCUAUCGAUGUGCCAAGCAGGAUACACAGUGUUGUUGCACCAACUGUGACAUCAUCUGAGGAAGUUUCCCCUGCCACCAUCCGAGACGAGAAGCCAGCGUACGUCGUUCGGAUAGAAGCACCUGACAGGAAAGUUCCGACUGGAGCCUCGGGAGGGGACGGCGAAGUGCCAGAGACUGAGGAUAUCCCGACAGUAGGUGUGCCCGAAUACGGAGACCAAUCACAGGGACAGCCCGUAGAGGGUGCGAUAGGAAGUGACGGUCAGCCGGCCGAUGCUCAACAUACUUUCUCCGUCGAAGACACCUCACAGUCUCAACGCCCUCCCGAAAUCCCUUCCGCCAGUCCCAGCAUAAUAAUAGAGAGCGUGACGGCCCAGCCGGCGGCCCCGACACAGAGCUCCAGCCCUGCCGGCGGUCUGCUGCCGCCCGAGGUGUCCUGGCCCCAGGAGGGAGAGGUGGAGGAGCCGGAGCGGCCGCCGGUGGACCUGCGGCCGGCUGACCCGGCGCACCAGCUGGGCCUGGAGGCGACGACGGCGGCGCUGGACGGCGACGUGCGCGCCUUCUCCGACCUGCUGAACGAGCUGGCGCUGCGGCUGUGGGCCGGCGUGGCCGCGCGCGGGCUCAACACGGCGUCGGCGCCGCCGCGCUCGCUCGUGCUGUCGCCGUUCGCGCUCACCUCGCUGCUCGCCAUGGUCUUCCUGGGCGCGCGCGGGCCCACCUCCGACCAGAUGAACGACCUGCUGCGCCUCGACGACGUGGUCACCUUCAACCCGCACCUGGUGCUGCGCAACGUCACCGACUCGCUGGUGCACGGCAACCCACCGGGCGUCGCCGCCGUCGCCUUCGUCAGGCAGCUGUACAGCGACAAGAGUAAAGGCAAGCUGCUGGAGUUCUACAAGGAGCGCGCGCAGCAGUGGUACGAGGGCCACGUGGAGGAGGCGGACUGGUCGGCGGUGGGCGACCUGGUGCGGCGGCGCACCAACCUGCUGGUGCGGCGGCAGACGCGCGGCCGCGUGCACGAGUUCGUCCGCGGCGCCGGGCUCGCGCUGCGCCCGCCGCUCGCCGCCUUCACCGCCUCCGUCUUCCAGACGGACUGCAGCGGCGCGAGCACGGAGGGCCGCGACGGGGAGAUGUACUUCACGGUGUCGCCGUCGCCGCGCCAGCGUCGCCUGGUGCCCGUGCCCGCCGCCGUGUGGAGCGAGGGUGUGCACGCCGGCUACGACCCGCACAUCGACGCCACCGUAGCGGCCAUCGGUGCGGACACGCCGGUGAGCGUGGUGCUGGCGCUGCCGGGCCAGCAGGGGCAGGUGGCGCCUGGUGACGGGCUGUCUGCGCUGGAGCGCCGCCUGCUGACGCCGGAGGGCUGGGCGCGCGCGCUGCGCUGCGUGGCGCCGCGCCGCGGCCUGCAGCUGCAGGCUCCGCGCUUCGCGCACCGCUCGCUGCUCAACGCCACGGCGGCGCUGCGCCGGCUCGGCCUGCGCGACCUGCUGACGCGAGGGCGCGCCGACCUGCGCGGGCUCAGCGGCGGCCUCGCAGACCUCCACCUCGCGGACGUGCUCGCCGCCACCCAGCUCUCCACCUGCGCGGGGCACUCUGCGCACGCCGAGGUAUUCCCUCAACGUGCCGCUGGUCGAGCAAGACGACUGGAUUAUGACGAUACAGACGCUGAAGUUUUACAGCUACCUCUGGCGCUGCGGCCAAGGCAAGCACGUCGUCCUGCAGCUGCUGCACGUCUUUCCUUUAAUAGGCCAUUUUUCUAUGCUGUGCGCCACAAUCCAACUGGAAUUAUCCUACACAUGGGCCGUUUCAACCCACGCCUGAUUCACUGAAAACCUGUUAGUUGUACUGUGACUGACAGGGGAAAACUAUAUGGACAGUACCAACAACAUUGACUGACAAUAAUUAGGGAUGUGAUAACAGCUGCUGUUCGCUGCUAUGUACGAGUGGAUAUUCCUGAUGCAGUGUCCUUUUAACACGCUGACUGCCCCGUGCAUAGUGAUGGAUGUUUCACUGUCAGACCACUGUGUCAGGCAUGAGGUCCGGGUGGGGCGGCUGGUGGUCACACAGUAUUGGAUCUAAGGCUCUACUGUGGUCGCUGGCAGCCUCAUGGCAGUCAAAGUGUUAACACUCAAGUUUCUGUCCAGGAGGUGGAUGACUGUAGUAUGAAUGCACUUCUUAAUGAGAUAAGAACAUGUCUUAUAAUUUGUUGUUAAAUUCUGUUAUCAAAGAUCAUGCUCUGCAGCUUUCCCCAUGGUAUCUUUUGAUAAUGGCAAAAUGAAAGAAUUUUGCAGUGAAAUGUGAUACAUGAAUUGCAAUUAGUCCAGUUGCAGUGUUCAGUAAACAUGUUAAUAAUGAGUUCUGCUGCAAACAAACACUUGUACUUAUGUUUUGGAAGUUACUUUUGUCCUUGCAGGUUUUUCAUGCUCAUGGAUAUAACUUUCAGUAGUUUCUUUUACUGAUUCCUGUGCUGCACUAGCAUGGAUUAAGUGAAGAGCUUUACAGCACCACAUGGCAAAAUAAGUGAAAUAACUCUAGAAACAUAAUAUAUUCUCAUGUCUUCAAUUUGCCUCACAUUUAAAAACAGCAGGCUGCAGAGUACUGUAUACCUAAAACUUUGUCAAGGUAUUGAAGCAAGCUUCUAGAUGACUGUGUUGACUCAAAUGAAAAUGUACAUUUAUUUUUGUUCAUUUUUAAUAUUAAGAAUGGAAGCUCUUGGCAUUUCUCAAGGAACAUAUUACACAGCAAUUUCAAAUGAAACAUAUUUUCCAAAAUGUUCUCAGGUUUUAUUCCACUGAAAAUGUACUGUGAUAAUGUGGAACAUUACAGUGCCAUUAAAAUACUUGAGAUUAUGCUGACAGACUUCCAUGCAAUAUAUUUAAUGAUUACACCCUGUGCAUAGAGAUUCUAAAGCUCUAUUCCCACUUUAAGGUGUAUCUUGUGAUAUGUAUGACCACUCUGUUGCUUUAUUUGUAUUGUAACCCUUUACAAACAUGUGACUUACAGAAUCUAUCACUCCAUACUUCAAAAUAUGCUGGCACAUUGUUCAGUUUGUCAUGAUCCAUUCCUCCAACGCAAAUGUUUUAUAGGAGCUCAUCAAAUUGCAUUUAUGUAACAUAGUCACUAUUUUCAUGCAAGACAUGCUGUACAUUAAAUAAUGCUGCUUAAUAUCUAUUUAAGGUUAAAGCAUUAUAUACAGAUAAAUUAUUUAUUAUAUUUGUUGGAGACGUUUCAAUCAAUGUAUGGAAAAACUUAUGUAAUACCUUCAUGGAUGAGCACUCUGUGGUGCAUUUUCCUAAGAGGUGUCAUUUAAAUACAAAAGAAUA
This is a messenger RNA of Schistocerca nitens (vagrant locust), 6472 nucleotides long. Its product is annotated as serine-rich adhesin for platelets. The transcript has 5 exons. Gene Ontology annotation, molecular function: serine-type endopeptidase inhibitor activity. The coding region runs from base 173 to 4978 and encodes 1601 amino acids. Lineage: Eukaryota; Metazoa; Arthropoda; Insecta; Orthoptera; Acrididae. The record is from RefSeq and is a predicted model, not a curated record.